Erpetoichthys calabaricus (reedfish) is the source of this 2104-nucleotide messenger RNA. RefSeq names its product transmembrane protein 59-like (gene tmem59l). The transcript has 8 exons. NCBI's taxonomy places the organism in Eukaryota, Metazoa, Chordata, Cladistia, Polypteriformes, Polypteridae. The record is from RefSeq and is a predicted model, not a curated record. The coding region runs from base 50 to 1054 and encodes 334 amino acids.
UUCCACUCGGCUCGGCGCAGCUCAGCACGACUCUUACACAAGACGCAGGAUGGCAGGAUACGUGACGCUCUCCGCUUGCAUCUCGCUCGCCUUAAUUUCCUUGACUUUGGCCUCCGACCUCUUUGACUCCCAGUUAGGCGACAUCGCUUACUGCAAAAGGCAAUGCAAGGCAGCUUUCCGGGAGCGGAGCGCCGUCAAGCACGGCCCAACACUGAAUGCCUGCCAUCGUGGCUGCCGACUGUUCUCCAUCUGUGGGUUUGUAAAUGGAAAUGCUGACUUCAACUCGACAAAAUCGGAGUGUGAGUCAGCAUGCCUUGAAGCAUACAGCACAUUUGAAGAACAGGAUGGUUGUGUUACAGGAUGCCGAAGCCAGCCUACUGAGGAAGACAACAGGAGUCAGAGGUUUGAAGCAAUGGCCCAGGAGCCCAGCCUGUUAUCUGUCAUGGAUUUGGUGUCCAACUGGUGCAGCGAAAUUGUGAGCUCUGCCCAGAGCUUCAUCUCCUCUACAUGGACCUUCUACCUGCAAUCUGAUGAUGGCAAAGUGGUUGUAUUUCAGAGUGAACCAGAAAUGGCAUUUGCUGCUCCAGAAGUUCAGGCUCCACGGUCUGAUGUAGCAGAAAAGGACUGGCCUCCAGCAGACGUCAGCACACUGAAUCCUCAAACCAGACAGCAAGAGAAGCCUGAUAAGGAUUCCCGGAUCGUUGGAAAGCUGAAACACAUGCUGCAGCAUUCCGAUGAUGCACAGUUCAAACAUGACUUCCUGGGAUGCAUGUCCAGAAGGUCUGGACUGCCCCGCUGGAUCUUGGCAGCCUGCCUUUUCCUUUCUAUUAUUGUCAUGCUGUGGCUGAGCUGCGCCAGUCUGGUGACUGCGCCCGACCAGCACAUCAAGACUCAGCUCAGUAUCAAUGGUGACAAGGAAUUCCUGGAUGAUGUAAAGAAAGUGGCCCCAUACAUCUUAACUCCUGUGAUUGCUGUAGCUGUGAGCCAAUCAGACGAUGGUGAAGAGGCAGGCCCACUGCCUGUAAAAGUGGACUUGGACAAAACGGUUAUCUGAGGCAUCACUUUUCUGUUUCAUUCUUAUUUUGUUUUGGAUCAUUUGUCUGCAUCCCCCUGCAGUAAAGUAGUAGAGUGUAGAAGCUGCAGGCCUGACAAAAUAAAUUUGUAUAUUUGCUCCUGAACAGUCAUGUGCACAGACACUCAUACUCCCAUCUCAGUAAGGCUCUCAUACAUUCCAUCUUUGUUUUUCUUUUAGACAUUCAGCCAAGUUUGUGGUCGUUCAUUCUUGAUACAUUUAGGUAAAGAUGUGAGAUGCCAGGCUGGGUUUAUGUGGGGCAGGGGUGUUGGCUGGCACAAUGGCAGAACCACAUCAGAAAAGCAUGCCACGUGGCAGCACUGCCCCAGCUGCAUGGUGCAUCGGGGGAAUAAUAAAACAAGUGGGCACAAGUGAGGUGUGCCUGUUUUCUACACCCUGGACCCACCAAUUGAGAUGCUGGCACCUUUUUCCUUUUUUUUUUAUAGGCCCAUGUGACCAUUUUGAUGUGAAGUGUUUGGCCGUGCACUUCCCAGUGUCAUUUCGCUUUCACUUCCUGAUUUGUUUCAAAGAUUUGCUUUUUCUUGUUCUCCGUUUUAAUAAGAAUUGCAUGGAAUCUUAUUUUUUAAGUGGAUGAUAGUGAAUGAUGAAAAGCUGCUCAACUUGGCUAGACCACCUGCUAAGGAAACUUGUUCCGGAUAGAUUUGUGAUUGAUUCACAGCGCUUAUAGAUUAGAUUAUGGAAAUUUGUAUUGUUUUUAGUUGAUUACAGUUUAAAUAAUAUAAAAAAAAUGUGAAAGAUUUAAAAUGAUUGACCUGAUUAUUUCACUCAAAUGUAUGUGUUUUGUUUCAGUUGUACUGCUGAGGCUGGGUUAUAGAAUUUGGGGGUGGGGAGGGCAUUUGCACAUUCUAAUUUUUUAAUUUUUUUUUUUAACUUGAUGUAUUUGAAGUACACUGCACUGACAUCCCAGUCGAGACUGCGUUUGGCUAGGUGUUUUUGUUAUUUGUUGCAUACUAACUGUGAAACUGAUGUGAGCCAGAAAUGAAUAAAUGGAUCCUGCUUAGCUCACCUGUU